Messenger RNA from Eufriesea mexicana, 706 nucleotides. It is a transcript of the gene Tapdelta, whose product is annotated as Translocon-associated protein delta. Gene Ontology annotation, cellular component: endomembrane system; membrane; endoplasmic reticulum. The transcript is spliced from 2 exons. Bases 153 to 665 code for a protein of 170 amino acids. NCBI's taxonomy places the organism in Eukaryota, Metazoa, Arthropoda, Insecta, Hymenoptera, Apidae. The record is from RefSeq and is a predicted model, not a curated record.
UCAAAGAAAUCGUUACAAGUGUAUUACAGUUAUAAUUACUGUUUAAUCUAAUAUGAUUUAAUCUGUGAAAUUAAUAACAUUAUUAGAGUUUUGUUAGUAUAAUUUAUUCACAAAUAAUACUUAAAGCAAAUUAUUAAAUAUUAAACAGUAUAAUGAAUCAAUUUAUAGUUUUUUCUAUUAUAUUAAUUUUUGGAAUUUCCAAAGCUGUUAGUGAAACUUGUCAAAAGCCUGAGGUUAUUGCAUCUGCAUAUGUCACGGAAGAUGCAACAAUUUUAACAAAUGUUGCAUUUACAACACAAUUUUUGCUUAAAUGUAGUAAUGGUGUGAAAGGUAUUACAUUAUAUGCAGAAGUUGAUGGUAAAUCAUUACCAGCUGCUAGAUUAAGUUCUGACAACAAGUACCAGGUUUCUUGGACAGAAGAUGUGAAAAAGGCACGUUCUGGAGAUUAUAAUAUAAAACUGUAUGAUGAAGAAAGAUACGCAGCUAUACGCAAAGCAAUAAGAAAUGGAGAGGAUCCAAGUAGUGUGAAACCUUUAGUUGUUGUAGUACUCAAUAAUCCAGGAAUAUAUCGUGGACCUUGGGUUAAUUCAGAACUUCUUGCAGUUCUUUUAGCUGCCUUAGUGUCAUAUUCUGCUUUUUCUUCAAAGUUAAAACUUCUUGCUUAAACUUAUUUCAUAGACAAUAAAUUUAUUACAAAAUUUUUAUA